UACGUCAUAGAUAUACCGGAAGUCGCGCUAGCAGCAGGCAAGCCUUAGAGCAAAUAGCAUUCUGCUUCCAAAACAAGUUAUCAUUUCUCAACGUUUCUGGGUCAAAAACGAACUAACUGCCAUAGGAAAAUGGACGACGACGUGUUGACAACUCUGAAGCUGUUAAUAAUUGGUGAAAGUGGAGUCGGGAAGUCAAGUCUCCUGUUGAGGUUCACAGAGGACACCUUUGAUCCAGAACAGACAGCCACAAUAGGUGUGGAUUUCAAAGUAAAAACACUCGCAAUAGAUGGAAACAAAGCAAAACUUGCAAUAUGGGACACAGCUGGUCAGGAAAGAUUUCGCACCCUGACUCCCAGCUACUACCGUGGAGCACAAGGAGUCAUACUUGUGUAUGAUGUCACAAAACGUGACACUUUUAUGAAGUUGGAAAACUGGCUGAACGAACUAGAAACCUACACCACACGUAAUGACAUUGUAAAAAUGCUGGUAGGCAAUAAAAUUGAUAAGGACGACCACGAGGUAAACAGAAACGAAGGCUUGAAGUUCGCUAGAAAACACUCCAUGCUUUUCAUCGAGGCCAGUGCAAAAACCAAGGAUGGCGUCCAGUGUGCCUUUGAAGAACUUGUUGAGAAAAUCCUGCAGACUCCAGGGCUUUGGGAGAGUGAAAACCAGGGUCAAAGGUUCCAACUGGGAAGCCAAGAACAGACCAGAGGUAGAGCUUGUGGUGGAUACUGUUCCGUUCCGUGAAAAUGAAGCGAGAUUUAAAAAAAAAAAAAAAAAGAAAAAGAAAUGAUUGGCCUGACAGGAAUGACUACAGACAAGAACGGUAGAUGACAAAAGACGGGGACGAGAGAGAGAGCGAGAGAGAGGUGUAGAAAGACGAGUGCUUUAAAGAAAGCGAAACGCGGGAGUAGUUCUGUUUGAUCGAGUGAACUUUGCUCUUUUCUUGUUCAUCUUCAUCUCUCACUUUCCUCUCACUAUCUAUGGAAACCCUUAACGAAAAGGACCAUACAAGAGCAGGUAGGAUUUUUUUUUCUCGAACUCUUCCAGGUUCCCAAAAAAUGUCUGCUUUGAAUUAGUCUCGUAGGUGAUGCAGUGAUUCUGUUGUUUCUCGUGGCGUCAGAUUAAUGAAAUAGUGCCUGUGACAUGAAAGGCGGGUUACAGUCAUCACCUGUCCAAUUUGAUAUGCCAUGAUUAAGUAGGGAAAAGCUUUUCGACUUUAUUCCAAGGCCUGAAUUUGAUUUGUUCCCAAAAUCACCAACAAAAUCAAAUCAUUCAUACCCAGGGCCAUGAACUCCGUCCGCAGAGAAUUUUAUCCAAAUCCGUCCUAUUCUUUUUUUUUUUUUAAUUUUAUUUUUACUCAAAAACUUGCCUGUAUACAGGUUGUUCUGGGUGGAGUUCACUGUGAUAAAUGUGGAAGUCUGUGCAGUCGCUCGCUGCCAGAAGUAGUUUAUCCUAAUUAUUCUGGACCUCCUCGUGUAGCGACACAAAUGUACUGUGUGUGUAUCUGCGGUCCGGGUUGAAUGCGUGCUGCAACACUUUAACGUAGGACGGAGGUGAUAUUGAGGGCAUUUUGCACGCGAACGCUGUGACGGACAUUUCACAUGUCAAAGCGGCGGCGCUUGUUGUGCUCUCGGCUCUCGCUCACUUUUGUCGCUUUUGUCAGACGUCUACGCCUCGAGACGUGUACGUUUCCAAGGGGACGCGUCACAAAAAUGUAAUUAAAAAAAAAAAUACAUAUGUGUUUGUUUUCUUUAUGUUUUAUUAUUUGACUACAUUUGCAGAAAUGCCGUUGCUUUGUGUACGGCAUAGGAAAGCACCUGCGGCUCAGUACUGGUUGAGCAAAGAGAUCCAAGUGCUUUUAUUGAUUUAACCUGCAGUAAAUAAUAAGCAAAUCAUACAAAUAAUAUUUAAUCUGACAUGAAUGUUGGGCUCAGGCAGCGAAACCGUAUCUUUGUGCCGUGCACUUUUGUUGAAACUUAGGUCAGUUUGGUGGAACUUCACACGUAUCCUCGCAGGAAUUGAUGAAAACUUUUUUUUUUAAAUUUACAUCAGCCAACCACUGCCACCUAGUGGAAUAGCAUUUAUUUGUCACUGUCGGAAAAGUGGAGCUUCCACCGUACACUUGGUGAUCUCAGGAGUAUCAGGGGGUCUCAAAAUGUGGAUAAAAAAUAUUCCUAAAAAAUAAUUUCAACUUGAAAGCCUGGAUGUAUUUUGACGUCUGAGGAAAUAUAUAAUUAUAUAUUGGUAUAUCAUUAUAUAUUUCCUCAGCACUUUUUGUGCCUAUAACUUCAAAAUACACUUUGGCAUGAUGCUAAUCAGAAUUAACUGUAAACGAAAAGUAGAAUGUCUACCUGUCUACUCUUAAUUAUAUGGCCACAAAAAAGGCACAAAUUGGUCAUAUUUUGAAUUUCGAAACCCGUAGUCUUCGUCUUCAGCGCUUACUCUGCAAUCAGCGCGUCGUUAUGGUCCACAGUUUCACAGUUAUGACAUAAACAUUCCCAUUUUCCUGUUUUCUACCCCACAUUGUUGCUAUUCUUUUUUUUUUGUUUUGUUUUGUGUUGAUUGACCUUUUCCUCUGCUUUCGCCACUGCUUUUGUUUUCUCGGCGCCUGUUCGAAUCGAUACGCCGCGGUAUGUCAACCUGAUAUCUGUCUUUUAACGCGGGAUGACGGUGGUUUUGAACGUUUGCAUUGUUUCAAAAUGAAAUAAACGAGUGCCUGCAGACGCUGUCGCUCACAGAACUGA
Molecule: messenger RNA, 2747 nt
Organism: Cynoglossus semilaevis (tongue sole)
Lineage: Eukaryota; Metazoa; Chordata; Actinopteri; Pleuronectiformes; Cynoglossidae
Product: ras-related protein Rab-18-B-like
Exons: 7
Coding region: 130-747 (205 amino acids)
Molecular function (GO): GTP binding; GTPase activity
Source: RefSeq, a predicted model, not a curated record